CACUGAUGGCCCACGUCCUGUCUCCCCAGCACCCUCACCCCCACCCCUGGAAACUCUGCCUCUCCUCAAACCUGCCAAAGUGUUUGUAUCGCGACUGCAUCCAGUUUCAUGUUCCAGAUUUCGGUUCCGUCACUCUGGUGGAUCGCUUCCAGUACUUCGAGGCCCACGUCUCAGACACCACCAGCGAGGAAGAGGAACAGAAACUAUGGCAACACGUCGACAAAUCCAUCUUCAACGGAAUUGAAAAGGUGUCAGACAUGCUGGGCUACUCCAAUAACAAGCCACGGCCAGCCAUCAUCUGUCCAAAGAGCCACUCAGACAAGGCCCACACAGCUUACAUCAAGGACGGAAAAUGGAACUGCACCAGUGACAUGGGUGUCCGUGGGACUCUGGCAGAGCUGGGCACUGUGCUUCCCUGGUGUGACGAGGCUUGCAACCAGCCACCGUCAGCAGUGGCAACGGCAGCAACCACACCACCUCCUACCUCUCCAGAUAGUACCCAACAACUAGACACAGAUGAUCUGUUUGAAGUUGUUUGUGAACUGGACGACGUGGCCCACAUGUGGAGACCACUGGGAACUGCUCUCAGACUACGACCUUCAACUCUCGCCAGAAUCAAAGCUGAUCACCAACAAGACUCUAGGAGCUGUCUGUCAGAGAUGGUGACCGAGUGGCUGAACCAGUCUUACAACACGGAGCGUUUUCGGACUGCCUUCGUGGAAGAUGUUGGUGGAGGCAGUGGCCCAUCGCAAUGGGGGGAACAACAACGCCCUUGCCAUACACAUUGCCACCAAGUACAAAGGUCAGUGUGAGAGAGAUGUGUAUACAUCUGUCCAUACUCACAGUGACCAGUACAAUGCUACCUUUGGUGCACUCUAGAUAGAGAUAUUAUUGCCACACAUUAUUGGGACUAAAGUCCAGUAUGUAUGCAUGUAGGACAGUACUCUAUGCAUGCCAUCUCGCGGUACGGUCGCAGUACAAGAGGAGCUUUCACAAAUUUGAGGCAGAGCUGAUCACUGCAACGGGUUUCUAAUUCUCAGGCCGUGGGCCACAACGCGCGCAUGCGCAUUUGGGUGGGGCUCGCAGUGCAGUAUAUACUGCAUGCUGCUUUACACACCUACUACACGUCGAGGUGGACCGUCCGGCCGUCCGUGUGCCGGGCUGAGCGCGGCGUUCUCCUGCUGUCCAGUUGAGAGGGAAACGAAGUGUUCCCCUCACUACCUCCAAUGUACUGGCAGUAGUGAGGGAGGUGAAGAGGGGUUGGGGUGGAUUGGGGAGUUGGUCAUUGACAUCAUGAUGACAAUAAUAUGACAGAUAGUCCUCCCGCAGUGACCGUCUCACUUGUCAAUUCAUGCCUGCUUCUUCAUCACUAGCGUCUUGGGGACAGUCUUCAUCAACAGUUGCUACUGGUCCUUCAUCACCAUCUGCUGAACAAAAAGUGUCUUCUGAGAUAGUGGCCGUGGCAAUGUCUUCGGUGCUCGAAUCAGGCAAUAACCUGACUACUAGUGUUCUGCCAUCUUCGAAUGUCGCCGAAGUUUCGAUAGUGGGCGUAGGUACACAGACAGAACCUCGACCGACUACCCACAGCACAGCAGGACUCACUAGCAUUGUGCACACACCCCACACUGCUCGUAAAUCAACCCCCGAGUCUCUGCGGAGGAGUAGACGGAAAAUAACUCGAGUGAGGCGACUAUUGAGCGAAUCUCUCGACAAUGACGGAGUUUCAGACACCAACACAAGACCCUCGGCUAAAAGGAGAGAAGUCCUCGCUGAUUGUAGAGUGGGUGUUGGUGAUGUAUGGUCUGUACCUGAGGAUGGGGGUCUGUCUCUUCCACCAGCCAAGAGGACUCGAAGCAAGGUUGUGGGUAGGACGACCGAAAUGCCAGUUGUUGGAGAGGGUGACGAAGGGUGUGUGGUUUGCGAGAGUGGGUGGGGUCACCCGACAGAGUGGGGCGUGGCAGAGGUGGGGCAGUUUAUUGCAGGGAUUCCCCACUGCUCUGGGUUCAAGGACGUCUUUGUGGAACAUUUGGUGGAUGGAGAGACGCUGCUGUCUCUGGAUCCUCAGAUGAUGGUGAAGUUGAUGGACCUCAAGACAGGACCUGCUCUCAGGAUACACCGCUACAUCUCCUCUCUCAAGAAACACUUCUCCUUAUCUUGACUCUGUUUGUGUGUAUAAUUUAUCAUCACACCCAGUUAUACACUUAUGCUGCACUAAAAAAGCAUGAAAUGAGCAUAAGCCAAUUGUUUAUUUUCAGGUUUACUUGUAGUGUGCCCAGAGUUGCACCAUUGUCUCUGCAGAAUUCACAAUGGGUGGUCUCAAGUUACUUUUGGGUGGCC
Messenger RNA from Geodia barretti, 2337 nucleotides. NCBI's taxonomy places the organism in Eukaryota, Metazoa, Porifera, Demospongiae, Tetractinellida, Geodiidae. The record is from the annotation of a GenBank genome assembly.